AUGGAUCAGCUGUUCUUAAUGGCAAUGGGGCUAUUGCCCGUGCUAGCCUUCAUCGUCCUUAUGUUCAUGCCCAAGCCCAAGAGCAAGAUCACCUGCGUUGGUGCCAUGCAGCUCCCUCCGGGCAACCUGCCGGAGAUGAUGCUCAACAAGCCAGCAUUCCGAUGGAUCCACUCGAUGAUGAAGGACAUGGGCACCGACAUCGCCUGCAUCCGCCUCGGUAACGUCCUCGUGGUCCCGAUCACCUGCCCAAAGAUCGCCAGCGAGGUACUCAAGAAGCAGGAUGCCAACUUCGCCUCCCGCCCGCUCACCUUUGCCUCGUCGACCUUUAGCGGCGGGUACAAGAACGCCGUGCUGUCCCCCAUGGGCGACCAGUGGAGGAAGAUGCGUCGCGUGCUCACCUCGAAAAUCAUCUGCCCCUCCCGGCACCAGUGGCUCCACGACCAGCGUGCCCAAGAGGCCGACAACCUCACAAGCUACGUCUACACGCUCGCCACCGCGCCGUCCUCGGCCGUCGAUGUGAGGCAUGUGGCGAGGCAUUACUGUGGUAAUGUCAUCCGGCGGCUCGUAUUUGGCAGGCGCUACUUCGGCCAGCCUCGUCAGGAUGGCGGCCCGGGUGCAAUGGAGGUGGAGCACAUGGACGCUGUGUUCACGUCGCUAGGGCUCCUCUACACGUUCUGCGUCUCCGACUACCUACCAUGGCUGCGCGGCCUCGGCCUCGACCUCGACGGACACAAGAAGAUUGUGAUGGAGGCCAAUGCGACGGUCAACCGGCUGCACGACACGGUCAUUGACGAGAGGUGGCGGCAAUGGAAGUCCGGCCAGAUGGAGGAGCUCGAGGAUUUCCUCGAUGUACUCAUCACGCUCAAGGACGCAGAGGGGAACCCUCUUCUCACCAUCGAGGAGGUGAAAGCACAGUCGCUGGUACGUACGUAAACACAUAACGCAUGCAUGCAUGCAACACCGAGGGCACGCCACCAGAAAAACAUCCAGGGGCCAAAAAGCAAAAUAAAGAAAAACCGAUGUCAACAUCAAACGUGUCUAUGAAGGUCCAAGAUGCAAAAAAAGUAUACUUAUUUUCAUUAAUCUGUUGCAUGGGAUGCUGGUGCAGGACA
Molecule: messenger RNA, 1112 nt
Organism: Triticum aestivum (bread wheat)
Lineage: Eukaryota; Viridiplantae; Streptophyta; Magnoliopsida; Poales; Poaceae
Product: tyrosine N-monooxygenase-like
Exons: 1
Coding region: 1-933 (310 amino acids)
Molecular function (GO): monooxygenase activity; heme binding; iron ion binding
Source: RefSeq, a predicted model, not a curated record